AAGUGGACGGCUGACAUGACAUUCCAAAUCACUUCCACGCGCUACGUAAUCUGACUAGACAACAAGCUAGCUACUUCAUGAGAGCGAGCUCGGAGAGCUCGUGUCGCACCGAGAACUUCGGAGGUACUUGCGGAGAUGGUGUCCUCAGUACACGUACAGUACCUGCCUCCUGCGUGGCUCGCAGAACUAGCAGGCACAGAUCUCCCACCCCACCGCAAGCUCCUCACCAACCUUCCGAUGAUCUCAAGUAUUUAACAGCUUGCUCCCGACCUUCCCCCUCCCGCCAUCUUCCCAGACAUCUCGAUCUCUCCAACAUCUUCACGAACUCUGCCUUCCAACGAUUCUUGACCCAUCCAAGAUACCCACGCGUUAAGCGAUUCGACAUCAUAGAACAAACCCGAAGAUGCCUCUCACCGGUCACUGUCUCUGCAAGGCCGUCACCUACACGGCCGACGUGGAUGCCCCUCUUCUUACCGGCUAUGACCACUGCGACGACUGCCAGCGCCAAUCGGGCUCGACCUACUCUCUUGUUGUCGUGGUUCCCAAGGACAAGCUCGAGGUCAAGGGCCCCCUCAAGAAGUGGGAGGGCAAGGGCAGCUCUGGCAAGUCGGUGUGGCGCUGGUUCUGCCAGGAGUGCGGCUCGCCCAUCGCCCACGACCCCGACGCCGCCCCCGAGAUCAUUGCCCUCAAGGGUGGUACCCUGGACAGCGAGAUCAAGAAGACCCUGAAGCCGACCCAAGAAAUCUGGGCCGUCGGCAAGCUGCCGUUCUGCCAGGAGAAGCUGGAGAACGUCGCCGAGUACAUGCCGUGAGGUAAUGAUUCCAAAGAGGGUUCCGGCGUUGGAAAGGAUUGUACGGUGACGUCUUAUAAUUUGGGGCGGGAGCAUCUGAUGACUGUGCUUAGGGUGUUAUGACUGGGCAGAGGUUUUGUUUGAGGCCGUAAAUCGCCGGAUGUUAUGGCGAGAAGAGAACAAAUCCACAGAUCUGGGCUGUACUGUAGGUUAAUUCCAGUGGCCGUGUA
Messenger RNA from Thermothelomyces thermophilus ATCC 42464, 1020 nucleotides. RefSeq lists its product as uncharacterized. Gene Ontology annotation, molecular function: carbon-sulfur lyase activity. The record is from RefSeq and is a predicted model, not a curated record. The transcript is spliced from 3 exons. Lineage: Eukaryota; Fungi; Ascomycota; Sordariomycetes; Sordariales; Chaetomiaceae. Bases 404 to 811 code for a protein of 135 amino acids.